AUGACGCGUGCGGCAUCCUCGGCGCCCGUUCGUGUGCGCUUCGCACCGUCGCCAACGGGGUACCUGCAUGUAGGCGGGCUGCGCACCGCAUUGUUCAACCAUUUGUUCGCAAGGCACAGCGGAGGAGUAUGGGUGUUGCGCAUCGAGGACACGGACCAGUCGCGGUAUGUGCCGGGAUCAGUCGAGGCGCUACAGGACACGCUUGCAUGGGCGGGUCUCGACUACGACGAGGGACCCGGAAAAGAAGGUUUGUAUGGCCCGUACCGCCAGUCGGAGCGCUUGCCAAAGUACCGCGCGUACGCAAAACGGCUUCUUGGCGCCGGGCGUGCGUACUGCGAUUUUCGCGCGCAGAAAAAAAAUCCGGACGUUACAGCGGCACGCUCGUCUGCAUUACUCCGCGACGCGUACCUUCCUUCCACAGAUGAGGAAACGCAAGCGCGCAUUGCGCGGGGCGAGCCCUACGUCGUUCGCCUCAGAAUGGAUCCGGAGCGCACAUUCAGCUAUAUAGACGGCGUAUUUGGGCAAAUGAACUUUCGUCCCGAUGCCGUCGCCGGGCGUACAGACGACCCCAUUCUUCUGAAAAGCGACGGCUGGCCAACGUACCAUCUUGCGAGUGUGGUCGACGAUAGCGAGAUGCGGAUAUCGCAUGUAUUGCGGGGCGAAGAGUGGCUUCCGUCCAUGCCAAAGCAUCUUGCGCUGUACGAGGCGAUCGGCGCAGCGCCGCCGCAGUUUGUGCACUUGCCGUUGCUCGUCAAUGCGGAUGGGAGUAAGCUGUCCAAGCGGUCGGGGGAUGUGCGCGUGGAAGACUACCGAACCAGGGGAGUCGAGCCCGAGACGCUGGUUAAUCUCUGCGCACUUACGGGCUACAAUCACCAGCCCAAUGGUGCAGACACGACGAGUUCCGAUGUCAUGUUCAUGGACCAGCUUGCUGCCCAAUUCUCCCUCGCGCGCAUUUCGCAUUCGCGUGCGACGCUGCCGAUGGACAAGCUUUCUUUUCUUAAUAGGCGGCACAUUGCGCAAAAGCUGCAUGAUGCAAUGCAGCAGCCAGGCGGCAAAGCACACACGGCGAUGCUUGCGCGCCUGCGGCCUCUGUUUGCCGAGGCACUGGGCGUGUCAGCGGCAGAUUGGCCAGAUACGUACAUACUUCAGGCUGCCGGACUCGGAUGCGAACGAGUCGAUACCCUCGCCGAGAUUCCAACGCAGAUGGACUACUUGUUUCACGAGUCUGCAUGGGACGCGAAUGAAUGCGUCAAGUUUCGCGCAAGUAUUCCAGAUGAAUCGUUCGCCGCUGUGCUUACCAAGGCGCGCGACUUUUUCGACGCGAUGCGCUCCGACGAGCCAAUCCAUGCGCAGCUGCAAGAGUGGAUGCAAGACCUUGCUCCUUGCGUAGAUGGCGGGCGUGCGGCUAUUCAAAAGUCGCUUCGCAUUGCACUUACAGGGCGACGGGUGGGUAUCAUGUAUGAACACUAA
Molecule: messenger RNA, 1470 nt
Organism: Malassezia vespertilionis
Lineage: Eukaryota; Fungi; Basidiomycota; Malasseziomycetes; Malasseziales; Malasseziaceae
Gene: MSE1
Product: glutamate--tRNA ligase
Exons: 2
Coding region: 1-1470 (489 amino acids)
Biological process (GO): glutamyl-tRNA aminoacylation
Molecular function (GO): glutamate-tRNA ligase activity; zinc ion binding; tRNA binding
Source: RefSeq, a predicted model, not a curated record